AUGCAGAACCAAGGAUCUGGUCAAUUGCCUUCACAACCCACUCCAAAUCCUAAGGGAAAUGUGAGUGCAUUAACUCUUCAAAGUGGUAAAACAACUUCAGAUCCAAUUCUGAAUUCAUAUUCUGGUUCACAACAAUUCCAAAAUUUACCAGCACAGCAGAAUUCACCCAGAACAGCUUCAGAUUCAACUUCACAAAGGUUUCAGAAUUCUCCAGCAAAUUUAGAGCAAACAGAUGUAGCACAGAAUGGCAUUACUGAAGCUGAUCGGGUACAUUUUAAUCACCCUGCAGCUUCAGAACUUACACAAUCUGGUGGAGUAUAUUUCAACUUGGAAUUUAAUCCAACAGCAGCCAACAAUUCAGCUUCAAAUGCAGUACAGAAUCUGGACAGAAAUCUUAACCAACAAGGAGCUGAGCCCUCUAUUCCUCUACCAUUCCCUCGAAGAAGUAUACAACCAAGAAAAGAGAUGGAGGAAGAAAAGGCUAGAGAGUAUCAAGAUUUGGUGAAAUUAUUUAGCAAGGUUGAAGUGAAUAUGCCAUUGCUAACCAUGAUCAAACAGAUUCUGAAAUAUGCCAAGUUCCUCAAGGAUCUUUGUGUGCAUAAGAAGAAAUUGAAAGGAAAUGAAUUGAUUAGUAUGGGGAAAAAUGUCUCAGCAUUACUUCAGCCAAUUCCUCAGAAAUGUAAAGAUCCAGGAGUUUUCAUGGUUCCAUGUGUUAUUGCAGAUUGUGUGGUGAUUCAAUUAGCUAACAGAAGUCAAGCACACCCAGCUGGAGUGAUAGAAGAUGUAUUGGUAAAAGUGAGGGAGCUAAUUUUUCCUGCAGACUUUUACAUCUUAGAUAUGGAGGGUGAUGUGCUUGCAAACAGAUCUCCACUUAUUCUUGGACGUCCAUUCUUGAAAACAGCUAGAACCAAGAUUGAUGUACAUGCAGGAACUCUUUCCAUGGAAAUAGGAGACACAGUGGUUCGAUUCAGCAUUUUCGAGGCUAUGAAGCAUCCAAGAGAGGAUCAUUCUAUUCUUAGAUUGGAUAUUUCGGAGGAGCUGGAUGGCAUGGAUUUUUUGUCAGAAAUGGAUACAGAUUCGGAUACUACAGAUGUUGAUCAAGGAGAUGAAUUUGUUUCAUUGUUAGAGGAUAUCGUAGAUAUGGGAGCAGAUGUUAGUUCAGGUGUAUGCGUAGGGGAUUGCUUAGGAGAAGCAUUACCCCUAGAAUCGCUUAGAGAAGAAGAAUUAUGCGUAGGGGAUUGCUUAGGAAAAGCUCUACCCCUAGGAUUGCCUUCUGUUGACCAGACACAGGAUGAGUUGAAGUCAUUACCUCAACAUUUGAAGUAUACCUAUUUAGGAGAGAAUAAGCAGCUACCUGUCAUUAUAGCUCAGAAUUUGGAACCAGAUCAGGAGGAAAGAUUAUUAGAGAUUCUGAGACAACAUAGGAAAGCCAUUGGAUGGACUCUGGUAGAUAUUCCUGGGAUCAAUCCUUCUAUUUGCAUGCACAGGAUUUAUUUGGAGGAGGAUGUGAAGCCAGUGAGACAGCCAUAG
Zingiber officinale is the source of this 1530-nucleotide messenger RNA. RefSeq lists its product as uncharacterized. The transcript has 2 exons. Lineage: Eukaryota; Viridiplantae; Streptophyta; Magnoliopsida; Zingiberales; Zingiberaceae. The coding region runs from base 1 to 1530 and encodes 509 amino acids. The record is from RefSeq and is a predicted model, not a curated record.